Molecule: messenger RNA, 6961 nt
Organism: Vespa velutina
Lineage: Eukaryota; Metazoa; Arthropoda; Insecta; Hymenoptera; Vespidae
Gene: bs
Product: serum response factor homolog
Exons: 5
Coding region: 188-1444 (418 amino acids)
Biological process (GO): positive regulation of transcription by RNA polymerase II
Molecular function (GO): RNA polymerase II cis-regulatory region sequence-specific DNA binding; DNA-binding transcription factor activity, RNA polymerase II-specific; protein dimerization activity
Source: RefSeq, a predicted model, not a curated record
UUACGAUAGGACCGCGCGCAUACAGUUCGCGGGGAGCGCUCGUGUAGUGCGCGUUGUUGUCCCGUGUUCCUCUAGAUGAUCGAUCACGUGGGAAGCAGAGCGGCGGUUGGUUUACGCGAUACGGUGGCGGCGAUCGAGCUCGAUCGAGGGGUGCUAUUAGAUAAUAAUAAAUGUGUCGGGCUCCGUGAUGGACAACCCUAGCGGCGGAAGGGACGGUCGUUACGCGAGUCUCGGCUACGGCAUGGGGAUGAUCGGUAGCGACGGUGCCACGGAAAUGUACGGGCGGCCGUCCACCUCCCAACUCGGUGCUGCUGCUGCUGCCGCCGCCGCCGCAGCCGCUGCUGCUUCUCAGUUGGGCCAACGUGGUGGCGCCACCAUGAUGCCCGGGGGCGGCCCGACGCCCGGCGUCGCCACGGUCCAGAGUAGAGGCAUCAAGAGGACGACGUCGGAUGUUUGUUACACCGAUGACACUAACGCCAGGCAGCAGGCCCUUUCCCAACAGCAGCAGCAGCAGCAACAACAACAACAACAACAACAACAACAGCAGCAGCAGCAACAGAGUAUGACGAUGUCAGAUUGUGUCGCCGAGAAUCUCGAUGAGUCCUUCACGAAUCUCGGACAGCCGAAGAAGUCGCCACCCUCUAAUGGAAAGAAGACCAAGGGUAGAGUCAAGAUUAAAAUGGAGUACAUCGAUAACAAGUUAAGGAGGUACACCACAUUUUCCAAGAGGAAGACCGGUAUCAUGAAGAAGGCGUACGAGCUUUCGACAUUGACCGGUACGCAAGUGAUGCUAUUGGUGGCGAGUGAGACCGGGCACGUUUAUACGUUUGCGACGCGCAAACUGCAGCCGAUGAUAACGAGCGAGGCCGGGAAAGCGUUGAUCCAGACGUGCCUGAAUAGUCCCGAUCCACCGCCUUCUGGUUCCUCGGGAGAUCAACGGAUGUCGGCGACCGGAUUCGAGGAGACCGAGUUAACCUACAACAUCGGCGACGAGGAGCAGAAAGAAGACGGUACGUCGCCUAGAUCGGACGUCUGCGCAAACGAGAGCGACGGUGAUACGAGCGACGGCGAUUCACCAGUUUCGAAGGAUCUCGCAAAGAAUCAUUCGGGUAAUAUACCUUCGUUCUCCGCUGGAAUCAUGUACCAGAUGCCACAAAGUGUCAUUUAUUCGCCUAGUCCGGGUGUUUUGCUCGGUAUCGGACAAAACGGUCAACCGGUACAAAUUUCACAAGACGGAGGUACGACAACAUCGGUUAAUUCAUCGCAAGGAAAUCAACCGUUCAUCACGAUACCGCUUAACGUGGCGAUGAGUGCCGCAGGUCUCUCAUUGCCGGUGUCAUCGAGAACGAGCUUGUCAUCUCCGUCACCGAGAUCACCGAUUUCAGGGUCAGCAUCUUCAGUUGCAUGCGAAUUGCCCUCCGACCUUACAAAGGACAGAGAGUGACAAAGGCGAAACGUAAACGGUGAUGCUCAUAUUCGAGUCUCGCUGUGUCGUAAACCAUCGGAAAAGUUUCCGAAGGAAUCUCGAUUCGAGUCUCGAAGACGGAAGGAAAAGAGAAUUCAUGAAGAAGAAAAAAAAGAAGAACAAGAAGAAGGAUUAAGGGAAAACAAAGAACAGGAAGGUUCGAAGGAAAACGAAACGAAAGAAAUAUCUACAAGGAUUAUCAAGUAUCUUAAAAAUGGCGACACGAUCAUGAAGGAACCGAGGAAGAAACGAAUAGCCGAAAAAAUUUAGACUAUACAAACGAGGCCCUGGCUCUUCUUCCUUCAAGUUUUUCGCGAUUAAAAAUGGACUAAACGUGACAAGUGAGUCUCUCUUUCUCUCUCUCUCUCUCUCUCUCUCUCUCUCUCUCUUUCUCUCUCUCUCUCUCUCUCAUUCUCUCACUCUCUCUCUCUCUCUCUCUCUUUCAUUCUCUCACUCUCUCUCUGUCAUUCUCCUACUCUCUCAUUCGUUCACUCACUCUGUCUUUCUCUUUUCCGCUAUACAUCGAUUUUCUUUCAUCUCGGAGAUCGUCGAAGAAAGAUAAUUCUUUGAUUAUUAUGUCCCUUCGUUCGAGUCUUGGAUGAGUUAUCGCAAGUAGGUCGAUCGUGACACCACCGACGACAACGACAACAACGACAACGAUAACGAUGACGACGACGACGACAACGACGACAAUGAUGAUGACAGACGCGCGAAAGCCGCAUACUUUUCUUACAUCCCGAUAUAACUGUUUGAGAUGUGACCAGUCGAAGGCAUGCGACUUUUGAGUUCGGAUCGAAAGAACGGAAAGUAACAAAAGGGACAAAAAACUUUUAACUCGAAUGGAUAUAUAUAUCCAUAUUUAUAUAUAUAUAUGUAUAUAUAUAUAUAUAUAUACAUACAUAAAGCACGAAUUCUACCGAUCGAAAAUUAAUUUCUCCGAAAUUUUCAGGGUUGGAUGAGUUGGUGGGAGGGGAAAAAAUUAAAAUAUAAUCGAUCGUUGAUUUUUGUAUUCGCGUGAGUUUAUUUCUAAACAUCAUCAUUGUUCGAGUAUACGAAUUUUCAAAUGCCUAUGAUAAAUAUUAAAAGAAAUCAUAUUGUAAUAUCUAUUUGGUACGAUAUAUAUCGGUAUUGAUUUUGCGUCAUGAAUCGGUUAAAUCUCGGAAUGAUAGGAAACAGAUACGUUUGUUAAAAAAAAAAAAAAAAAAAAAAAAAAAGAAAAAGGAAAGGAAAAAAUUCAUUCUAAAUUUAUUAAUGAGAUAUAGUUUGCAUCGAGUACGAUGCUAAAAAAAAACCUGAAACAUUUUUUUAAAAAUAUAUCUACUACACGAUAUGACGUGAUCUAUCGGAUGAUAUAUAUUUCAAUUCAUAUUCGAAAAAAAGAAUUUAUUUUUGUUGAACAGUGAAUUAUUAAAUUCCGUAUGCCCAUGAACAAUCGAUCCUUGAUUCUUCGUCGUUCCAUGAAAAUCUUUUGAAAAAAUGGCCAAACACUUAAAUUAAUAAUAAUUAAUUUAAUUUUGUUUGUUUAUCAAGGAGAAUUCUAAAUUCUUUACGACGACGGUCAAUGGAGGGAUGAUUUUUUUCUGGAAAAGAAGAAAAAAAAAAAAGAAAGAAAGUAAAUGCUAUAACACUCUAAUCAUAUGGUUUUAUAACGAUUUGAUUUCUUUUCUUUUUGUUUUUUUUUUCUUCUUAUAUUUAUCAAUAUCCAUUAUCGGUCUUAUGACAAUCACAAUCCGAUUUAAUUCUCCAUCACUAUUUCCCUUCUCGACGAUCUUUACAAGUUCCUUAUUUAAUAUUUAUCUUAGUUAUGAGAAGAUCGUCUUCGAAGAUUUAAAAAAUAUCGAUGACCCGAGUGUAAGUAUUUUUCUAUAGAUCAGUUUUUUUUUUCUUUUUAUUUUCUUUUUCUUUCUUUUUUUUUUCAACCAAUCACAAUAACAAAAAAUACUUUCACGCAUUAGGACAUCGCGAUUGCUUAAAAAGAAAAUAAUAGUAAAAAUUGAACGUACUUAUGAUCGAUAAGUAAUUUGUUUGAAUAUUUACGAUCAUGCACGGUCUCCUCAAAUUAUUAAUAAACAAUAAACAAAAUACAAUGGUUAUUUUAGCGAUCGAUAUUAUCUAAAAAGUUUUAAUCCGUCAGAUGAAACGCAACUGACUCGAUCGAAUCCGAUACGUUCGUCGAUAGUGAUACGCUCGAAUUAACAAGAUAGAAGAACGAUCAUGCCUUGGUGAGAUCAAUUAAUUAAGAUCAAUUGAGAAAGAUCGUGGAGUGUCAUAUCGAACACCUUGUUUAAAUUUCAUUAGCUCGACCGAUCGAGGAGAGAGGGCUCUUUUAUGCCCUAUACGACAGAUCCAACUCGUAACUCGAUAAAAAGUGCGUGAAAAUGGACGAUUCAUCGGUUUUAUGUUUCAGGACGUUCUGAAAAUUAUACUACAGGGUUACGGUAUAAUCGUUCAAACAACGUAUCUCCAAUUAUUCGAUUCCCGAAUACGCACUGCCAAUUACGAGACUGAUACUAUACAUGAUUUCUUAUUGAUGUUGCAACGAACCUGCGAGAAGAAAGUUGGAUUUUUGUAAUUGGAUCACGAGGAUCGGAUGGAUGAUCCAAUUCGAAAAAUGUCUAUGUCGAAUAGAUCCUGAUUUCGAAUAGAAAGAAUUUUUGGUAUGAAUGAAUUAUUAGCAAACAGUGCGAAAAGAUAUAAGUAUAUUCCAUCAAAUAAGACAAUUUCAAAAUAUCUUUCUUCUCGAUCUUUCCUUGAUAUUAUUACGAAUAUCAAAAAUACGAAGAUCGAUGAAGUUACAUCUGACAAAUCCUAUACUCUUUCCUCGUCAACUAUCGAUUUAUAAAAUGAAAUUGUAAAUUCAUAUUCAUAUCUAAUUGUCCUCAUUUAAAAUCAACAUAACAUUUGAUAUAAUGCAAUUUAGAGUCGCCGAAAAGAGAAAGCAGAUUAUAUACGUAUAUAUAUAUAUGUAUGUAUAUAUAUACGUAUUUAUACACAAUUUUAUAUUACUUUAUGUAGAAUCUUGUCACGAUCUAUCUCAAAUUCAUAAAUAAGAUAAUUCAUAAUAAUUCAUAAUAAUUCAUGGAACGAAGAGUCUUCGUUAAUUUUUGAUAAAGAUGAAUUCGAUCUAAUAUAUGAUACACAAAAGUGAGAUCUGACGUUGAAAUUUAGAUCGGAUCGAUUAAUAUAUAAAAUCGAUGAUAUUAAUAAUGAUUAUUAAUGGUACUUUCGUAAAAUACCUAUUAAUAAUAAUGAAGAAGUAGAGAUAUUAUUAGGAAGACCUUGAAGAAAUGGAAGUCGUUGGGUCUUGUACGAUCUUAAUGGUGAUAUAAUAUAUUUGGAUUAUUUCAGAUAAAAUAAUAACCAUAAGACAUCAUGGAGUACCUUAAAUGGCCGAUUGAAAAAAAAAAACCUUGAACGACGUGAUUGUGUUAAAAUAAAUAACGAAGAUAUGAGCAUUUUUAUUGGACGCGUAUGUCGAAAUGAAUUUAACUUCUUUUUUUUAUUUGUUAUUGAUUUUUUUUUUUUUUUUCUUUUAUUCCUGACUUAGUUAUUUAACGACAUUAUUUUUAUUUUUAAUUUCGUUUUAUUACAUUUUGUAAUACGUAUCUUUAUGUAUGCAAGUUGAAAGAAAUCUCGUUAUUAGAAGCGGCUAGCAAUAGAUGUAUUUGGAUAUAAAAAAAAAAGGAAGAAGAAGUAGAAAAAAAUAAUAUCUAUGUACGUGUGCCGUUCAAUACGAACUACUAGUCAAAACUAAAGGCUAGAUUUAGCCUAAUAACGUGCAAUAACGUUGUGAUUAUACGAAAUUUUAAUUGUACAUGUAAUGAUGGUGCAUUUUUGAUAGCGCCAAUACUUUGCAGAGAAAUAAAUGAAUAGAGAGCAUCGUUUUAUUAACUUUCGCGUAUGAAUUUUGUAAAUCAACGAACGAUAUCUAUGUUCGAUUAAAGGGGAAAAAAAAAAAAAAAAAAAAAAAGAAAAAAAAGAAGAAAAAAAAGAAACAAAGAAGAAAGCAAAAAUAGAAAAAAAAAAAGGAUUAAGAAUUCUUAUAAAAAAAUUUUGCGAUUUGCGUAAAGGCUUAUUUUUAUAAACUAAUGUGAAUAUAUUAUAAGGAAAUAAAGGAUCGAAGAAUUGACGGUAAGUUGAUACCGUUUUACUUUACAGGCCGUACAGAUUUUACGCCUAAACCCCGACAAGAUGGAGUUCACAAAAGAAGUAUUAAUUAUUCUCUUUCUUCAUAUUCCUGAUCCUAUCGAACAUCGUGUUAUUUCGUAAUUAAAGAUCCUUUAAAGAGCUUACAUUUCUUUGCGAUUGAUCUGUUAGCAAUAAAAAAAUGUUCUCGACUUUUAACGAUAAACUUAAUCGUUCGAUGAUUUGAAUCACAGUCAUACUUAUAGAAAUUAAAAUUGCACGUUCUUUCGAAUUUUCUUAAUUAAUUUCCAUCGAUUAAAUAAUUUUAUGUUCAGAUAACUUUUUUUUUGUUUUUUUCUUUUUUUUUUUUCUUUUUCUUUUUUAUACACCAAUUUAUGGAAAUAGAAUGUUCUGCAGGUAAUAUAAAGGUCAACAUAUUAAAUGUAUAAUCAAUACGAGUCUUUCCACAUACAUUCGUAAUAUUAUAAUAUAUCUAAUAAUAGUAUUCAAAAUUUUCUUUUAUUAAUAUAGUAAAACUUUUUUUCAAGAAAUUCAUCAUUAAUAUCAAUCAAUUUAUGAUGUCAACAGCAUCGACAUUUUAAUAUAUAAUCAGGUUGUAGAAUAUAUAUAUAUAUAUAUAUAACGCAAUAUAUAUAUCGUGCAAUCCAAAUGAAAAAUAUCGCUUAAAGUAUCGCAAAAAAAUUCAAUAAAAUCAUUUCUCAUGUAAACUGCCUAAAAAAAGAAACACCCUGUGUUUUUAAUUAAGACGAAGAAGAGGACGAGUAUUUUUCUCAUCAUUAAACUAAGGAAUGUAAUCUUUGUAAUAAAAUAAUAUACAUAGAGAGAUGUCCGAAUGAAUGGAUUUAUCAAUUACGUCGAUCAUUAUGUCGAUACGAAACGAUUGGGAUUAACAUUGAGAUGACAUGUUAAUGAGAAUGGAGAGUACGGGCGCAAAUGGAAGAAAAACAAAAACAAAAAAGAAGAAAAAAAAAAGGGUGGAAAAUCAAUAUCAUAAUUCGAUCGGUUCCUUGUAAAUUUCUUCACGCGUGCCAAAUAGUUACGUGACAAAAUAAAAAAAAGAAUAGAAGAUAAGGGAGUAAUUAUUAUUGACUUCCAACAACUUUAUAUGUCUUGUAAUAAACAUUUUGAGAAAAAAAAAACCAUUGUUAUCUUCUCAUCGAUCACGAGCUAUUUGUAGUUUCUUAUUAAUAUUCUUUUACGCAAGCUUCGUUUCAAUUUUUAACAAUAAUUAUUUAGAAUUAAUUUCAAAGGACCGACUUUAUUAUGAUCUAAUAAGAAAUCACCGCGUUUCUAAGCAAUAAUAUGUAUUGUACAUACAUACAUACAUACAUACAUACAUACAUACAUACA